Malurus melanocephalus (red-backed fairy wren) is the source of this 2233-nucleotide messenger RNA. RefSeq names its product TatD DNase domain containing 3 (gene TATDN3). The record is from RefSeq and is a predicted model, not a curated record. NCBI's taxonomy places the organism in Eukaryota, Metazoa, Chordata, Aves, Passeriformes, Maluridae. Gene Ontology annotation, molecular function: hydrolase activity, acting on ester bonds. Bases 5 to 817 code for a protein of 270 amino acids. The transcript has 10 exons.
CGGCAUGGCGGGGCCGGUGGACUGUCACUGCCACCUGGCCGCGCCCUGCUUCCAGCCGGACGUGGCGGCCGUGGUGCGAGCGGCGGAGCAGGCGGCCGUGUCRGCGCUGGUGGUGGUGUCGGAGCAGGCGGGCGAGUUCCGGAGCGUCGUGGAGCUGUCGGAGAGAUUUCCAGGGUUUGUCCUGCCAUGCCUGGGAGUUCACCCCGUUCAAGAGGUUUCUCCGGAGGAGCAGCGCAGUGUUACUUUGAAGGAUCUGGAUGCUGCAUUGCCUCUUAUAGAAAUUUUCAAAGACAAAUUGGUGGGGAUCGGAGAAGUUGGAYUAGAUUUCACUCCCAGAUUUGCCAGUACCGAUGAACAGAAGGAAGCACAAAGACAGGUUUUGAUCAAGCAGAUUGAGUUGGCAAGAAGACUGGAUUUGCCUUUAAAUGUUCAUUCCCGCUCAGCUGGAAGACCAACCAUUAAUCUCUUGAAGGAACAAGGUGCUACCAAGGUGUUGCUCCAUGCAUUUGAUGGGAAGCCRUCUGUAGCGAUGGAAGGGGUGAAAGCUGGAUAUUAUUUCUCCAUUCCUCCUUCCAUUAUAAGGAGUGAACAGAAGCAGAAGCUUGUGAAACAGCUGCCUCUGGAAAACAUGUGCUUGGAAACCGACUCUCCUGCUCUGGGGCCUGAAAAACAGGUGAGGAAUGAACCCAAAAAUAUUUACAUUGCUGCUGAAUACAUCGCUAAAAUUAAAGGAAUUCCAGUUGCAGAAGUUAUAGAAGUGACUACACAGAAUGCACUGAAAGUAUUCCCCAAACUUCAGAACUUCCUUCGGAUAUAGAUUCAGAAACUGAAAUAUAUGAUAUUGCAGAAMGUAUUUUUUGUGGUGUAAUUAAUAAAACCAGCAUGCAUCUUGUGUUAAAGUGGAGUUUUGCUUUUGGAAAAUCCAAGAAGCAAGCAGUGUUAUAUAGCUGGAUAGUAUGAAAAUAAGGAAUUUCUCAGAGGCCUUUGGUGUGCAUUAUAUUAAUCUCCUGAAUGUUCCUGAAGGGAACAUGUUCCUUAUUUCUGCUGACUGGAAGUCACAAGUUGUGAAUCCAGUUAUGAUAAGAAAGCUCCUGGUACAACUUGCAGACUACACAUCCCUUUCUGAGCCAUUAAAAGAACCCAGAUGGAUGGACAUUCUCACAACUAUUUUGUGCUGACUGGACUCUUGAGUAGUGCAGAAGCAACAUCUCUUCAAAAUACUGUUGGAAGGAAAGAAUUACAGCCCUUCUCUCCUUUUCCCAUGUAUAAAAUAACAGUUGCUAAGAUCUUCGCUAUUUUGAGAAGGAUUUUWUUUGAUUUUWAAAAAUAUUUUAAUUUUUGAAUUGUGUUCAAAGGAAAAAGCCUGUGUUUGGUCUUAGUUCAAGGACUCACUCUUCUGACUGCUCAGUAUCAGAAGACAAGGGAUGUGAAAGGGAGACAAACUCGAUUUUGUGGUAUCUUGGAGGUGGUCUGUGGAUUCUGCUAUGGAUUCUGAAAAUUGAAUCUUAUGCUGCCUCAUGACACUUGUGAAUCUGGGCCUGUUAAAUACUGAUCAAAAAUUUAUUGAUUAUAAACCAGCAAUUGAAUGAAGUGGGUUUUACAUGACUCCCAACUGUCAUGUGCAGGUUCUCACCCUCUAUGGGGAGUUUUACCAGGUCAGUGAAGAAAAUACACAAAUAUUAACUUAGUUCAUGACAACCUUCGGGUGGUGAAGGGGCAAUGUAAGUGACGCAAGUGAUGCUCAAAGUUUUGUUUUCCUCUAYAUUGUCUGCCUCAGUUUCUUAAAACCCCAUUGUCAGGAGGGGUUUUUUUCUGCCUUUAUCAGAACAGCUUGUUCUGCUUUUUACUAGAGGUAGUUUAUUAAAUUUUAACAUAUGUUCCUUAACGGUUUUUGGCAUGGAGCCAAACAACCAAACUUGUAUAAUUUUUCUCUAUUACAACAUGUAUUUAGAGCAGCAAACACUUGGAUCUUUGCUGAGCGUUUGAUCCAGAGUAGUUUGAGCCCCUGCUUAUCCUGGAUAUCUAUGCAUAGUUUCUGCUAAAUAGAGCAAAUUACGAAGUUUGCCUGCAGAUGGUGCUAGGGAACAGGUAUGCAACAGUCUUCAGAACACUGGUGUGAUUCACUUAAUGACUAACUUUCUUGUCAUUGGMAAUGCUAAACAUAUGAUAUGAGGCAGCCUUACACGUGCUUCCUKCUGCCUACGUGUUGGAGAGGCUCCCAGUAUUGUUUUGA